AUGGAUGGAUUAAUUCCCAUGGUUUUGAAGUCCAUAAAGAAGAGAAAGACUCGCAGCAAGUACCAAUGCCUGUCUGCACCACCCAUAACUCACACUUACAACAUAGAAGAUUUCUACAUGAGUCAGAACGUGGGCCAGGGCCCAGACCGGAUUUCGGGCUUCCGUGGGGCCCAUUACCGGAGGUACAACUCAGCCCACGUAGGUGGCCGCAGUGGUGAGGAUGAUAAGUCUGCUGCUGAUUCGAAGCCCAAGAAACUUGUGAGGUUUAGGAGUCACAGGUUGUUUUCUUGUGUCGGUGGUGCUUAA
This is a messenger RNA of Striga asiatica, 306 nucleotides long. NCBI's taxonomy places the organism in Eukaryota, Viridiplantae, Streptophyta, Magnoliopsida, Lamiales, Orobanchaceae. The record is from the annotation of a GenBank genome assembly.